Molecule: messenger RNA, 1094 nt
Organism: Gopherus flavomarginatus (Mexican gopher tortoise)
Lineage: Eukaryota; Metazoa; Chordata; Testudines; Testudinidae
Product: zinc finger protein 707-like
Exons: 6
Coding region: 272-703 (143 amino acids)
Biological process (GO): regulation of DNA-templated transcription
Source: RefSeq, a predicted model, not a curated record
GCUGGGCUCCGGCCCGGCAGCAGGAAGUGACUCGCAGCCGCUGCGGUGACUCUGGCUCCCAGGCUCCUGGCGAGAUCCCCGAGCCCCGGCGGCUGGUGCUGGGAGCCCGGAGCCCUGGCUGCAGCCGGGAGAGGGGAAUCUCCAGCAGGGCCCUUCCCGCUGCUCCCCAGGAGCCUCUCCCAGGGCAGAGCCCCCAGCCCGGCCCGGCCCCUGCCCCGGGGGGCCCCGCUCGGAGGGAAGGCUGAGGAAUCACAUCCACGUUACGGUCCAGAUGGACCCGUCUUCCAGGAUGCAGGGAAGGGAAAUGUCUGUGAUGGAGCCAGCUUGGAUGCCGGUGACCUUCGAGGAGGUGGCUGUAUAUUUCACCCAGGGGCAGGGGGCUCUGCUGGACCCCGCUCAGCGAGCCCUCUACAGGGAUGUCAUGCAGGAGAACUAUGAGACGGUGACCUCGUUGGGAUUUCCCAUUCCCAAGCCUGAGCUGAUCACCCAGCUGGAAUGCGGGGAAGAGCCGUGGGUGCCCGAUCUCCAGGCCUGCAAGGAAAGAAUGCUUCCGAGAUGCCCUCAUACAGUGACCAGACUGAGCUGUCCAAGAUGCACUUUCCCAGGGUGCAAGGCUGGGAGUAGAAAACUGGCUGAUGUUGCUGUGUCGUUUGGUGCAGGGUUCAUUCAAUUUAAUGCUGCUAAAUUCGACCUAAACGCUUAGUGUAGACCAGGCCGCCAAAGUUUCAAAAAGUUGAAUGAAUAGAAGACUGUUGGAGGCAUAAUACAUCUAGACAAGGAGAAAAAGUCUGGAGAUAAAUGUGAGAAGUGAGGUACAUCUGCUUUUCUGUUAAAAUAUUAUGUUUGCUGUUGAAGAAAAAAAAUCCAGAACACUUAACGUUGUUAUUUUAGUUAAAUAAAACAAUUUAAAUGUCUGUCUGGUGAUGUUCUCCUCCUAAUACAACAUGGCACGAAUGAUAUAACCAAACAAUGAAAUAACCAAAUGAAAUUAAAUGAAAUGAAAUAACCAACCAAACAUUCAACAUACCUUCUAAAACUGAAACUUAAAUCUAUCUGAGUUGUGAAGAAUAUGUUUUACGGUUAUAACAACCAAC